Priapulus caudatus is the source of this 2613-nucleotide messenger RNA. Its product is annotated as alpha-L-fucosidase-like. The record is from RefSeq and is a predicted model, not a curated record. The transcript has 8 exons. Gene Ontology annotation, molecular function: alpha-L-fucosidase activity. Gene Ontology annotation, cellular component: lysosome. NCBI's taxonomy places the organism in Eukaryota, Metazoa, Priapulida, Priapulimorpha, Priapulimorphida, Priapulidae. Bases 354 to 1742 code for a protein of 462 amino acids. Gene Ontology annotation, biological process: fucose metabolic process; glycoside catabolic process.
UUCGGUGAUACAGUGGCGUAUUAUUAUUGUUAUGGAAGAAACUGUACUCUGUAGUAGAACCGUAAAUCGGUACCUAAUUUAUAACAAAACUGCAGUAAACGUAGCGUAUCAGGCUGGUAAUAUCUAGUAAUAACCAGAGUGAAUAGUAAAUAGCUCUUUGGACCUGUAGGCGCUUGGUUCCUUGUGUUUGUUGAGUUGAGACUGCGUGUUCCGUCUCCACCGACGCUGGACUUUACUAGGGCCUACUUGCUGCACACCGCAGUACAGGUUGACUCACUGAGUGUCAGUAUAGACGCUCGUCACAUAGGCCUAUAGGCUAUAUACUCAAAUUAUAAUACAGAAAGAAGCUGAGGAUGGCGAGGACAGUAUGCGCUAAGAGCAUGCUCUUGGUUUCUCUUUUGGUGUGCUGUUUUAUUGGGCUCACAGCUGUGAAGUAUGAUCCAAACUGGAAUUCUAUCGAUUCCAGACCACUUCCUUCGUGGUAUGAUGAGGCAAAAAUAGGCAUUUUCAUACACUGGGGUGUCUUUUCUGUGCCUGCAUUUGGGUCUGAAUGGUUUUGGUGGAAUUGGCAAGGUAUUAAAAAUCCUGAUCAUGUCAAAUUUAUGGCGGACAAUUACAAACCGGGUUUCACGUAUGCAGAGUUUGCGCCAAAGUUCACUGGAGAACUCUUCAAUGCCACUCAUUGGGCAGAUGUAUUCAAUUCGUCUGGUGCGCGAUAUGUGGUGCUAACCAGCAAGCACCAUGAGGGAUUUACACUUUGGCCCUCCAAUGUAUCCUGGAACUGGAAUGCAAUGGAUGUUGGUCCACAUAAAGAUCUAGUUGGUGAACUGGCUGGACCUGUUAGAAACAGAGGUAUGAAGUUUGGAUUGUACCAUUCUCUCUUUGAAUGGUUCCACCCACUUUAUCUGGCUGACAAAAGCAGCAAAUGGGCCACUAAACAUUUUGUGAAGUCGAAGACGAUGCCUGAACUAUACGAAAUCGUCAACGCUUAUCGACCUGACAUCAUCUGGUCAGAUGGGGAGUGGGAGGCCCCGGAUACUUACUGGAACAGCACUGACUUCCUGGCAUGGCUGUACAAUGAGAGUCCAGUGAAGGACACUGUGGUGACUAACGAUCGCUGGGGCAAGGAUACGUUAUGCAAACAUGGUGGAUAUUACACGUGUGUGGACAGAUAUAAUCCAGGUAUCUUACAAAACCAUAAGUGGGAGAACUGCAUGACUCUCGACAAGUCGUCGUGGGGCUACAAUCGGCGCAGUAACCUCACAAACUACCUCACGAUCCAUGAGACACUGACCGUUCUAGCUUCUACUGUCAGUUGUGGCGGGAACCUGUUGAUCAAUGUUGGACCGACAGCGGACGGAUUAAUCUUGCCAAUCUUUGAGGAGAGGCUGAGGGAGCUGGGGCAGUGGCUGAAAGUUAAUGGGGAAGCCAUCUAUUCAUCAGAGCCCUGGACUCAUCAGAACGACACCUACACGCCGGACAUCUGGUACACGAGCAAGGUGACAGCAGACGGCUCGCGACACGUCUAUGCGAUCGUGCUGCACUGGCCUCUUAAUAACCAGCUUCAUCUAGCAUCCGUCACCCCACAGUCUGAGAUGAGUGUGAACAUGCUUGGCCACGCCGCCGCGCUGGAGUGGAAACCUCGCCCGCGUGGAGGCGUCGUCGUCGCCAUGCCUGCGCUGUCUCCCCGUGACAUGCCGAGCCAGCACGCAUGGGUGCUCAAGUUCCAGCACCCUGCUUGAAAGAACGGCUGAGUCUGCCAGAGAACGGCGGGUGUGUGCAUGGGGGAUGGAGGCUGUGAUGCACUGAUGCAUUUGCAGCUAUGGUGUGAUCAUAAAUGAUGCAGUGAUCAUGCACUGCAAGCGUUUUAAGAUUUUAUCUUGGUUUAAUUCAUGAUCACGAAUGUAUAACGCAUCCAUUCCAGUUUAAUUAAAAUUGUUGAGUAGCUGUGAUAGUGUCAUAAACAAUGCAGUAAUCAUGGUUGUGGCUGGGAUAAUUAAUAUGUGAAUAAUCUGGAAUAUUAUGGAGCGUGUAUUCGAGAUUAACAUUAGAUUGUACAAGUUUUCUACAGCCAUUCUGUGCCUCCCUUUUUAACAUUAUGGUGAGCAUGUGCAUUAGUCUGAUAUAUGAAUAUUUGCGUAUAAGCAAGUAAUUUCUUGGUGUAUAAAUUUGUAUGAAAUGAAGAGAUGUUAAUAUAGAAUUAUAUAUAUUUGUAGGUAUAUUUGUUUCAUGGCCCAUUUUGUGAAUAAUUACAACAAAAGGAAACUCCUCUAAGUGUCCUUUAUAGACGAGGCGUUUGUCCUUUGGAAGUGGUUUAACUAGAUGACUGCCACUCAUGAGAUCUACCAAGUUGGUUUUAUAGACAGGUUUUUGGUUCAUAGUUGUCCAUGCACUACCACAGGUUUGAAUAUAUGUAAACCACCACUGGUCUACAUCAUUUGCAUUAUAUUUGUGGUACAUAUUUGUAUACGAAAUAAUUGCAUGACCUGCGCGAAUUUUUAAAACCUACUUAAGUGGAUAUAUGCGGCACAUGUGCUAAACGAAAAAGUGACUUAAUUCGUCAUGUAAAAUUAGUGUUCCCACAUGUAAUAAAAAAUACUAAAAUUUAAACAA